Molecule: messenger RNA, 982 nt
Organism: Daldinia caldariorum
Lineage: Eukaryota; Fungi; Ascomycota; Sordariomycetes; Xylariales; Hypoxylaceae
Exons: 3
Coding region: 461-811 (116 amino acids)
Biological process (GO): vacuolar proton-transporting V-type ATPase complex assembly
Cellular component (GO): endoplasmic reticulum membrane
Source: RefSeq, a predicted model, not a curated record
ACAUCAGGUACCUCGACCAUUAGGUAAACUGCCUAGGGCCAUACAGGUCAAAGCUUCUCUGCAUCUGGCAUCUGGCAUCUGGCAUCCACCCAUCCAACCUGCCAGUUACGUCGUAAGGGCAUUGCUUAAAACCUAAACUUUAAAAAAUUAAAGUUUAUCCCCCCAGCCAUUUGAUUUUGAAUGGCCUGGCAUAUGUACAUUAACUUUUAAGUAAGUGCAUUAAUGCCCCACUCUUAUCCUUCCAUUGCUUGAGCCUCAUUGAAUAUCAUGACCCGUUGUCUAGAUGAGAGAGAGUCUCAAUCCUACAAGUUUACAGUAACGAACAACAAAUAAGAUUGUUGAUUUGUAACUGACAGUCCGAGCAGCAGUUUGAACCACCACCAACAGCAGUAGGCUUACUUGUUAAACCAAAUUCAUAAAAAAAAUAAAAAAGGAAAAAGGAAAGAGGAAGAAGAAGACAAUGGCUACCCGUCGUAUCAUUUCCACCGAGAAGACCAUCCUCGACAAAGAUGACGACGACCUCAAGCCCGGUUCCCCCGGACAGCAGCAGCAGUCAGGCAGCAGUAUUGCGCCAGCCGUCCCUCUGGAUGUAAUCAUCAAGCUAUUAGCAUUCACCUUCGCCAUGGUGAUCAUACCAAUCGGAUCCUAUUUCCUAACCGUAAACACCGUUUUCAAAGGAAAUUCCACAUACGCGGGAGCCCUGGCGGCCAUCAUGGCAAAUGUAGUCCUCGUGGGCUACGUGAUCGUGGCCAUGAAUGAGGACCAGUCGGACCAGCUGGCGACUAAGAAGAAAGUGGGGAAGAAAGAUUAGUUUAAGUACCUAUCAGAGUUGUCUUAAACACUUCAAAGUCUCGCUGUGUUAGGAAAUUUACCUUAUGUACUCUUCGGGGGGAGGGUGGUUGUGAUGUUUGGAAGAUGGUAACUUGUUCACUGGCUACAUAGAAGAGAGAGUAGCGACGGUAUGUUCAUAUUCAAAAACUUA